AUACGUCAUCAACAAGAGACGCAGUAUCUCAAGAUAACAAACGCAACAAUGCUUUUCUACUCGUUUUUCAAGUCGCUGGUCGGGAAGGACGUGGUGGUGGAGCUCAAAAAUGAUUUGAGCAUCUGUGGAACGCUCCAUUCUGUGGACCAGUACCUGAACAUUAAGUUGACAGACAUCAGCGUCACGGACCCAGAAAAAUAUCCACACAUGUUGUCGGUGAAAAACUGCUUCAUCCGUGGAUCGGUGGUCCGAUACGUUCAGCUGCCGGCCGACGAGGUGGACACUCAGCUGCUGCAAGACGCUGCACGAAAAGAAGCCAUGCAGCAGAAGCAGUGAUGAGGGCGGUGGGUCGGGGUGGGGGGGUUCUAAUGACUAGUUUAUGUUCUGAGGUCGUUCUUACCUCAGAGGACGUUUGUUUGAUUCUGACUUCUGUUGUAGACAAAUUCAGUUCGUAGUCUGGAGAGAAGAAAUCUGACGAUCUGUUGUGUUCUUUUGAAACAAGACUUGUUUUUUUUUAUGUCACUUAAAAAUAAAAGUUAUUUAUAUUUUGA
Messenger RNA from Nematolebias whitei (Rio pearlfish), 551 nucleotides. RefSeq names its product smx5 (gene lsm2). Gene Ontology annotation, cellular component: Lsm1-7-Pat1 complex; catalytic step 2 spliceosome; U4/U6 x U5 tri-snRNP complex. The transcript is spliced from 5 exons. The coding region runs from base 49 to 336 and encodes 95 amino acids. NCBI's taxonomy places the organism in Eukaryota, Metazoa, Chordata, Actinopteri, Cyprinodontiformes, Rivulidae. Gene Ontology annotation, biological process: mRNA splicing, via spliceosome. The record is from RefSeq and is a predicted model, not a curated record. Gene Ontology annotation, molecular function: RNA binding.